UUUGGAAGUCUUAUAUUCUUCUCUAAAUCAAACCCCCCAUUUUCAUUUCUUGCUAAACAAUACUCCAUUUUCCUUUUUAUUUAUUUUUUCAAUGUGUUUCUUUGUAGAUGAUCCAGGGCUAAUUUUAAGCCAUGUCCUUUACAAAACAGCUGUUUUUUUAGCAGUUUUAAGAUGGGUUCUGUCUUGGCUUCUUAAUCUUAGAUUCAAAGACAUAAACUCUUUCUUCUUCACUCCUAAUUUUUCAUCAAAUUCUCAUCAAAUUUCUUCAGAUAUGAUCAGAGACAACUUGGUUUUAACAACCUAUGGGGAUGCUAAACAAAGGAUGCCUUGGGUUUCUGACACGUGUGCUGUUUGCUUGUGUGAACUCAAAGAAGGUGAUGAUGUAAGGGAAUUGAGGAACUGUUGCCACGUGUUCCAUCAAGAUUGCAUUGAUAGAUGGGUAGGCUAUGAUCAUGAUCAUGAUCAUGAUGAUGGAGAUGAUAAUCAUAAGACUUGUCCAGUUUGUAGGGCACCUUUGCUUACUUGUUCUCAAAGCUUUGGUUGGCCUACUAAUGAACCAAGUUGGGCGGUUGAUAGGUUACUUUACCUAUUUGGUGAUGAUCUUCUUCCUUAGAACCACAUAUAUUUAAUUAUCUAGUUUUUUUAAUAUUUUAUUUUUAGAUUGUCAACAGAUUAGGUAAACUAGAUUGUAUUACAUUUUAAAUGAUUUUUAUUUUAUUUUUAAUGAGUCCUCACUAAUAAUGAUGUAUGUAUUUAUACUCAAUAUAUUAUUAUUUUUUAAAAUCAUAUAUUAAUUAUUGAAUUGUGAUGGAGAUAGAGUUUGGAGCAAUGUUUAUUAUAUAUUUUUGCAGGGUAUGGUGAAAAAUCAAAUUACAAUUGUAUAUAUAUAUUUUCUUUUCUUUUCUUUUUUCAUAAAUUGUUUAUUUCUUUUGGAUUGUAAAUAAACUACAAAGGUUCCCCUCCCAAUUUGGUGUAUUUUGAUGGUAAAUGUAUAAUAUGGAUUUAUUUGUAGUAAGAA
Molecule: messenger RNA, 1018 nt
Organism: Gossypium arboreum
Lineage: Eukaryota; Viridiplantae; Streptophyta; Magnoliopsida; Malvales; Malvaceae
Product: E3 ubiquitin-protein ligase RHA1B-like
Exons: 1
Coding region: 92-613 (173 amino acids)
Biological process (GO): protein ubiquitination
Molecular function (GO): ubiquitin protein ligase activity
Source: RefSeq, a predicted model, not a curated record